Aaosphaeria arxii CBS 175.79 is the source of this 400-nucleotide messenger RNA. RefSeq lists its product as uncharacterized. The record is from RefSeq and is a predicted model, not a curated record. NCBI's taxonomy places the organism in Eukaryota, Fungi, Ascomycota, Dothideomycetes, Pleosporales. Bases 109 to 363 code for a protein of 84 amino acids. The transcript has a single exon.
CCAGAGAAGGUGUUCCAUACAUACACCUUAUUUCCCUUCUUCUACCUCCCAUCGUAGAACGAUGGCGUUAUAUUAUUAUUAUCACUACUUACCUCGUGCGUUAGUUGUAUGACUAAUGUCCACUUGUACAUGUACGAAAUAAAGCGAUCUCUUGUUCUUGUUCUUAUGUCCCCCUUUCCAUUCUUCGUUUUCUGGAAGAAGGGGGUUUUAGAUAUUCGACGAUGUACGACAAUGUAUGAGCGACUUGUCACUGUCUCUGUCUAUGUCCAAAUCAACUACAUAUGUACACAUUCGGCAGAUUUAAGUUUAGAUGUAGGAUGCAUGAUGAAGGGAACUAUGUGUGUAUUUCAGAUCGUUGUAUGACACUUAUUCUUUCUUCAUGCGUGAAGUUACCUUUGAC